Mya arenaria is the source of this 2742-nucleotide messenger RNA. RefSeq names its product furin-like protease kpc-1. Gene Ontology annotation, biological process: protein processing. Gene Ontology annotation, cellular component: trans-Golgi network; Golgi membrane. NCBI's taxonomy places the organism in Eukaryota, Metazoa, Mollusca, Bivalvia, Myida, Myidae. The coding region runs from base 1 to 2112 and encodes 703 amino acids. Gene Ontology annotation, molecular function: serine-type endopeptidase activity. The record is from RefSeq and is a predicted model, not a curated record. The transcript has 13 exons.
AUGUACUCGUUUUCAUGUGUUAUGUGUUUUUUAUCGUUUUAUCUUAUGUCCAACCUUGUAGGAAAUGCUAAAGGAUGUAUCGACUAUGAUUUGGACUUGAUAUAUAGUGAUAAAAUUCUAGUUAAAUGCCACUCAGACGAUUUCAAUAUUGUCAGGAGAAAUUUCAUUCGCCAUAAUGUGACAUUCCUAUAUAAGGUGGCCCAUAAUGUAUAUGCGUUUAACAUAUGGAUGGCUGAAACAGGACUCAAUGCUCAACGAGAACGUAACGAAGCAGACCUCAAGGAUCCACGCGAAUUUAACAUAGCCGAGCUCAAGGCUUCACGAGAACUUAAUGAAACAGAGCUUGAGGCUCUAUACAUAUUUGGUGGAAAAGACGCUUUUGGAAAUAAUCGGGUAAAGUACAUUCAACAAGGGGAACAGUUGUUCCCCAAUCCGCACGUACUACCGCUUGAGAGGCAUACCCGGGAUACACGAACUAUUUUUGAAGAUAACCGGCAAAGGCAACACUCUGGCAUAGUCUGUUCACCGUUCUACGAUCCCGCUCACCACAUCGAGGACGCCUGGAAGGCCGGUUACACUGGCAAGCACAUUGUCAUUGGAAUAGUGGAUGUCGGCAUAGACGGGGACAACCAAGAGCUGAAAGAAAAUAUUGCUGUUGAAUACUCACACAACUUUGUGGAUAACAACAAUAACUAUGCACCGGAGUAUUAUGGAAAUUAUCCUGAAUUAAGCACACUCACAAAUCAUGGCAACGCUUGUGGGACCGUGGCCGCUGGCGUUUGCAGAAAUACAACGUGUGACCCCUGCAGCUGUGGUGUUGCUAAGGAUGCAAAAAUAGCUGUACUCAAAACUGGCAAGGUGAUGAAGUUCAGAAAUUGGCCCUAUCCCGCGAUGGAAUCCUCCGCGUAUGCCGCUGCCCUUGGGUACAAACACAACCAUAUUGCCAUUUAUUCGUGUAGCUGGGAUUUCAACAAGCCUUUUACCAAACUUGACUUUGCAUCAGAAAAGGCUCUUUUCAAAGGAUAUAAGGCAGGUCGUAAAGGUCUGGGUUCCAUAUACGUGUUUCCAGCAGGAAGACCAGGUAAUGGAUUUUCAAACAGUCUGUAUACGAUUGCUGUGAACACUAUCGGUGUCAACGGGACUUUGCCCGGCCGCCGAUUCGUCAACACGGCAACUCUCGUCUCUGCCUUUGGUGAUGGAAAUACUCGCCAUGACUCCGGGAUGGUAAUAAGGCCAUUACAAUGGACAACUAUGCAUAGCCAACCAAAUACUACUAGAUGCUCUAACAAGUUUUCUGGUUCAUCAUCUGCAACGGCGUUGGUGUCAGGAAUAAUAGCGAUAGCUCUGCAGGCAAAUCCAAACCUUACUGUUAGAGACAUAAAACAUAUCCUGGUUGAAUCAUCCACUUAUACUGGACUUGAGGAAACUCCAAAUUUCAAGCAAAAUGCAGCUGGAAAGUUUUAUCACAGUGCAUUUGGCUUUGGUUAUCCGAAUGUGAUGGAAAUGAUUCAUUACGCACAAAAUUUUACACCUCUACCAAAUUUGGUGCACUACUCCGUAUUUGUUGCUGAUGACAGAAUAUAUGGCGAUAAGCGGAUUGUGGACCUUUUUUCAAACAAGAGUAUCGACAUCGAGCAGAUCACAGUAGAUGUUUGGAUGAAACUUCCAAAAGAAGAGAACGUCGUAUUGCAUUUGAUUUCCCCCAGUCGCACGGAAGCACUGCUACUGGAUACGAUAAUCAACAGGCCUCCUGAAGACGUGGAUGUGGACAACCGAUUGCAUGUCCACACAGUAUUCCUGGUGAACGCAUUUUGGGGUGAAAUAAGUUAUGGAAAUUGGUCAUUGGAACUCCGUUUACAAAAUAGACAAUCCUUUCCCGAACAUGACCUUGGAGCCAUUAAUAUCACAUUUUAUGGAACACAGAAGGACAACCUUAAUAUAACCGGCAACGGAAAAAGAACCAAUGAAUAUGACCUUCAGAAAAACGGCGUUGAUAAUAACGAUCGAAAAGUAAAGGGCACACAGAAGUACAAAAAUAAUGUCAUGAAUAAUACAUGUAAUAUAACACUAAUAAUCAUAUUCAGCAUUGCACUUUUUGAAAAUAAUUUUUGACUAGUUUGUUCCAUUUAUGAACAAUGAAAACACUAGGCUGAAGUGAAAAAGAUGUAACAAAAGGAGAGACACUUGUCAGAGGCUGUAUUUUCAUUCUAUUUGAGCAUUAUGGCUACAAUGAAGAAAUUGAUAUGUAAUUGAUCCUAUGCAACAUAAUGAUCGACGUGUCUAGAUUAGACAGAUAAUUAGAGGACUCAACAAGACUCAGCUGGUGCACAAUGUGACUGCCACAUGAUAUUAAAGAACUUUACAUGAAGUAAUUACUGAAAAUGGUAUAUAUUAUUACUCACUAUUUUGAAAGAAUUUUUAUAUUCUUCAACCAGAGCAUGUUAAUCAAUGUUUAGUUGCUACACUCAUAUUGCAUAUAUUUAACGGUAAUUAUUGAGCUCAUUUAUGUGAUAUGCCAUUUUCUGGAUAAGCCAUUUUUCAGUACGGAAUACACGGUACCCUUUCACCCACUUGCCAGUUUUUAUAUUUUUAUCUAUUCUUCAUUUACUUCUUUAGAUUUUAUGUUUUUAUUUAUUCUUCAUUUUAAAAUAUCAGGAACGUUCACUUUUAUUUUGUUUGAUCUGGAUCUUACUGUGUUCAUGUACCUUAUUUAUAAUUAAAAAUUAUAUCAGUCAUUUUUAA